CAAGGGGUUGGGGGGGGGGGGGGGUCCCGAGACGCUGCAUCGCUCGUGAGAUGCUGUGUCGCUCACAAGAGACUCCAUCUCUCCCCGGGGUGACCCGUCACUCGUGAGGCAACGCUCCAUCACCUGCGAGAUGCUCCAUCGCUCGUGAGACAGCGCUUCACCGCUUGUGAGGUGGUGCUCUGCUGCUCGUCGGACAAUGCUCUACCACCUGUGAGAUGCUCCCACCCCUUGCGAGACGACGCUCCAUCACUCGUGAGGGGCUCCAGUGCUCGUCAGACAACGCUCCACCAUCCACGAGACGGUCCGCAGCUUGUGAGACGCUCCUCCGAGGCGUUUCCGCGAUCACCGUGGGGAAGGUCCAUGGUCACCGUGGGGAAGAGACAAGGGGCUGCGUGGCCCUGCCAAGGGGCGACGUGCUCGAGGCGUGGGCGCGGGCAGCCUCCUGGGAUGCACUUUGAGGAGCAGCUGGUGCAGACAGACAGUGCUUCCCAGCCGCGCUGGGGGCUGGCAGGGCCAGCUCUGGGCACUGACAUAUGUUUGGGAUGAUCUGAGUGAUAACAUAAAAGUUUUUCAUCUGGCCGCCUGCAGCUCCCGCUGCACCGCCCCUGCGGCUGCAGGGGGGCGGUGGGAGGGAGGGAUAUGGCCCUCUCGGGUCCCCUGGGUGCCGUGGGAAGCGCUGGCUCCUCGGCUGCGCGGAGAGAGUCGCACACGCCGCCGGCAUCGCCGGCGAGGCACGGCUGUGCUCAGAUGGGGCUCCGGCUCCCGCUGCGCCGGAGCACCAGCUUCACCCCCGACCACUCUGCCCUCGUGGAGAUGCCGGGCCCCACCACCCUGAAGAUGGAAGCAAACGUCCUCGUUAUGGGAGCAGACAACGUGGGGAAAUCGGCUCUGACUGUGCGUUUCCUGACCCGGCGCUUUAUUGGGGAGUACGGAGACAUGGAAUUCAUCUACAGCCACAACCUGACUGUGGAUGGCCGAGAGAUUCUCUUCCACAUCUGGGAUUUCCCCAAUUCCCAGGAGCAGGCAGAUGAGGGCUCCUCAGAGAAGCGAAUCCAGUGGGCAGACAGCUUUGUGCUGGUCUACAGCAUCUGCGACCGUGCCAGCUUCAACAUCCUGCCCCUCAAAAUUCAGUUCAUCAAGGCAGCCAAGGAGGGGCAGAGCCAGGAGAAGGUGCCCAUCGUCAUUGUGGGCAACAAACGGGACCUACACCACCAACGGGAGGUGUCCAGCGAGGAGGGUCGGCUCCUGGCCCUCUCUUUAGACUGUGGUUUCUACGAGGUCUCUGCAGCCGAGGCUUAUCACGGGGCCCUCAUGGUCUUCCAUGGGCUGGCAGAGCGCAUCCCUGACACCAAACUGGCACUGAGAAAGGGUACGGGGAUCCGUGGGAUCGUCAAGACCAUGUCAGCUGUGUUUGCUCGUAAGCGAACGGACUCCCUCUGAGCUACGGCAUGGGUGCUGCUUCUCUCUGUGCUGCCUGGACCAAGCCUCUUCCCUUGGUGCCCAUGGAGAUGGUGUGUGUGUUUCCAUAAGUAUGACGGGUUCCUUGCUGUCCUCUUCAUGAUGGGGUCUGGGUGUCCUGCCAUACCCAGCCAGUGCAGCCGAGGGCUGUAGUGCUUUCCUCUUGGCUCAGUGACGGGGCAGAACCUCUACUCUUUGCUGUACCAGCUUUUUAGGUGCUUUCUGCUUUCUCCUUCCGUACUCCGCCACUGGAAACCACCAGGUGAUUUUGCCACAGCUCUAGGCAGCGUCAUCCCCAGCUCCUUUGGCAAGAGCUGCCUGGGCUGUCGGUGAGCAGGGAGGACAUGCCGCUUCUGUGUGUCCACUGAGCUCCCUGUCCCCCUGCUCUUACCCUGGAUCCUUAUUGCCAUUUAACGCUCAUCAGUGUCCUCUCCAGUAACCCUGGAGCACCCAUGAGCUGGCAGGGUGGGGGUUUCUCCACUGGGGAGCCACUGGCCGUUCCCAUGUGUGCAUCAUUGUGUCAGAGUGUCCAGAGCCUGCGGCACCUGCCAACCCCAGAGGACCUUGGUGAGGGCUGCUGCCUCCCAUCCCGCCCACCUUGCUUUUCAACCAUCUUGCUCAUGGUCCUCUCUCCCACAGCCUUUCAGCGAACGCAGCCGUUUCCCUUGUGCAAGCGCCAUACCGGCUCUGCCUGGGAAAAUGCAGGCUCAUGGCUCAUUCCCAGGAUGGGGAUCACACCGUGCGCCUUCCCAAGCUGCUCCUCUUGCAAGGCUGCCUGUCCCCGGGGAGGAGAGGAGGUGGGGAAAGGGGUUGCUGGCCUCAUUGCUGAACCCUGCUGCUGCUGGGAGGUUUUUCCCUGCCUCUCCCCCAACCCUUCCCUCUGUGUGCCUGGGAAAGCAGUGUGUUGGAAGAGAGUUUGUAUGUGCGGUACAGACACUGAUUUGUCUGCUGUGUUCUUCUGGAAAUGCAAUAAAUCAUCUUUGGCAGGAA
Molecule: messenger RNA, 2448 nt
Organism: Tyto alba (common barn owl)
Lineage: Eukaryota; Metazoa; Chordata; Aves; Strigiformes; Tytonidae
Product: ras-related and estrogen-regulated growth inhibitor-like protein
Molecular function (GO): GTP binding; GTPase activity
Source: RefSeq, a predicted model, not a curated record